CUCCUAUCUAUUCGGAUCAAUUGGUUUAAUGAGCCGACAGAGUUUAUCUCUGAGUGAGUUCGGGGGUUUGAAUGUCACCUUAAUUCCGACCUGCAUAAGAAUUCGAAGUAAAGUCGCUGAUGUUACUUCUUUAUUUGGUGACAAGGUUGAAUCCUUGAGCCUUUUUCUGUUGUUGUCGAUACUAUUCAUAGAGUUCCUACUGCUACUACUUUCUUCCUUACAUGUUCUUACGAAUUUCAUGAUUUCAGUGUAUAAAUAUUGAAUAACAAUGUUCCCUUUAAAUGUUUUUCAGUCAUUUUUUCCGGUUCUUUUAAUUCAACGUUGAGUUUUCCAGCUGUAUUAUUUAAAUAUUUCACUAAACGCAUUUUAACCAACUUUGGAUGAGAUGACCUGAAAUUAAGAUACUUGUAACCGUUUUUGGGUUAUGUGUGAAUGGACGUAUAUGCAGCAGAAUUUGUUC
Heterobilharzia americana is the source of this 460-nucleotide messenger RNA. The record is from the annotation of a GenBank genome assembly. Lineage: Eukaryota; Metazoa; Platyhelminthes; Trematoda; Strigeidida; Schistosomatidae.